AUUUAUAACAAUUCCCAACACAAAAAACCAGCUUUUGUACAAGUUCCAAGAAGAAAAUAAUGAUUUUGAGAGGAAGAUGAAGAAUCUAGAAAGUGAAAUAUUGAGAUUACAAAGGCAAGUGGUUCGUCUAACCAAAGAAAAUCAAUGGAAACAAAAAGCAGCUUUCUCUGCUUUUCAUCAAAAAGGUACAACACAAGUUAUCAAGAAGUCAAUAGAGACCAUCGUGUACAACAAAGUCCAACUUAACAUUGGAGGGGGUUACAAUGAAAGCUCCGGAGUUUUUAAAGUACCAGUGGGAGGGAUUUACGCAUUUUUCUUCGGUAUACAAGUAGAACCUGGAAAACGCAUGGCUGUUCAUUUCACAUGGAAUGGAAAUCCGUAUUUGGAAGCUAUGGCGGGUAAAAUGUCGGAUUACAGCACUGGAAGUAACAUGCUGAUCAUCAAUGCAAAGAAAGAUGAUUGUAUGUGGAUCCAAACACAUCCUCAUUGGUAUAACUUGGAGAAAACAUAUAUCAGAUAUGAUCCCAACUAUUUCUCUGGUUUCCUUUUGUAUGAAACCUAAAAAAGUUUUCUACGGACCCUUUCAGCAAAAUCCAUAAGCUUGCCGAACUGUAUUUUUUUUAAUUUAUUUUUUACUAUAUUUAUUUCAUUUAUUUAUUUUUUGCCAAAUAACAAUUUUCCUAUUUUUUUGCAAGCUGUAUUGAAACUAAUAAACUAACCGUUCAGAGAACAAUUGGAGGCCAUUCCAUCUUCUUGGAUGUUUCCAUAUCAUUUUAUUUGGAAAAAAGGAGACAAGUGCAAUAAAAUAAGCCCGUGUCAUACUAUCAUAACUAUCAUUUGACGUUGAGAUCGGGCUUUUUCUUUGUUUGACAACGAAGUUUGUAGUAAAAAAAACUUUAAAAUAUAUGAUU
Molecule: messenger RNA, 911 nt
Organism: Saccostrea echinata
Lineage: Eukaryota; Metazoa; Mollusca; Bivalvia; Ostreida; Ostreidae
Product: complement C1q tumor necrosis factor-related protein 7-like
Exons: 2
Coding region: 77-562 (161 amino acids)
Molecular function (GO): protein binding
Source: RefSeq, a predicted model, not a curated record